AUGUUGUCAGCGCUCGCAGACCCGUUGACCGCGGCAAAGACGGUGGCCAUGAUCGUGCUAGGGCUAGGAUCGUUCGGGCUGGGCGUACUGCCCAUCAAGUUGACCGAAAGAUGGGGCGGGGGCAGUAAGGAUUCGCAACCAACGCACGCUGGCCACUCACAUGCCGGGCACGCUGCUGCUGGUUCGUCCACAGUCGUUUCGCUGAUGCUGUGCUUCGGCGGCGGUGUGCUACUGUUUACCACGCUGCUGCACCUGCAGCCCGAGGUCCGGGACGCCGUGGAUAGGCUGCAACGGGCUGGGCAGCUGCCCACCGGCCACGGGGCCGAGAACCUUGGCGAUUUGAUAUUCUGCGCCGGGUUCUUCAUGGUGUUCAUUGUGGACGAGAUCGUGCAUUCAAUGCUGGACCACCGCAGCACUGCCAAUGAGACGCUGCGGCGAACAAUGAGCCUGAGGCGGCGGGCCGUGUCCAUACCACGGGCAUCGCUGGCCGGGUCUCCGGGAGCAGGUGGUUGUGGCGAAGCCGAUGGAGGAGGCAACGAGGCCACUGGGGAACGGUACCGGUCACUGGAAGACGGCGGCGGGUCUCGUGCUAAUAACAUGUCUGACGGUGAUCGCACUGAGAGCCAGCCAGAAACAGUCCACGGUGGAGGCGAAAAUUCAUUUCGCGGUCUGUUCGCAGUACUGGCGCUGUCGUUUCACGAGGUAUUCGAAGGUCUAGCCAUCGGCUUGGAGGAGCGUGUUGACCACACUUGGUACCUGUUCGCAGCCGUCGCCACGCACAAGCUCAUCAUCGCCUUUUGCAUCGGCCUGGAACUGGCCUGGUCCAAAACCCAGCGGUCCGUGCUCGUCACGUACGUCGCCACGUUCGCGGCCGUCACCCCUUUGGGAAUUGCCGCCGGUAUGGUGCUUGUGCAGAACGCCGGCGCUGGCACGGUCGACGGAACCCCCGGUCGGGUAGCGGUCGUACUGCAGGGGCUGGCUGCCGGCACGCUCCUUUACGUCGUGUUUUUUGAGGUGUUAGACAGGCACAAGCAGUCAGGAUUCCUGCACCUUUUAUCAAUCAUUUUCGGUUUCUGCGUUCUGUUUGUGCUGCAGUUUAUUAGUGAGUAUACACUUUCCACCAUCGAAAUAAUAACAUAA
This is a messenger RNA of Macrosiphum euphorbiae (potato aphid), 1140 nucleotides long. NCBI's taxonomy places the organism in Eukaryota, Metazoa, Arthropoda, Insecta, Hemiptera, Aphididae. The record is from the annotation of a GenBank genome assembly.